AUGAUAACGCCGAGGUUUAAAUUGAAUCAAGACGAAAAGUCAUUAACUGUAGAAAUUAGAGCACCGUACUGUUCGCUGCGAGAACUACAAGUAGAAGUCGACGAAAACGUAUUUUUAUUUUUCUGCAAGCCUUACUUCCUGCGGCUGUUUCUACCAGGUAAACUCGUCGAAAACGAUAACUACAAGAGCUCGUUCGAUUCCGAUACCGGAGAAUUUACUUUUACGUACGACAAGGCGGAAUAUGGGGAAAAUUUCGAGGACCUCGACUUGAUAACGAAGUUUUUAGUCAACAAAGUGGAAACCAGCUACGAAGAUAGGAAAGUGCUAGUGAUCGAUAACGAAGCGACAUUAAUUAAUAAUGAAGAAUUAUCGCAAGGAUUCGGUUUUGCGCUGAUGGGCCACAAAAAUUUUGUAGCGGUUAGCUCGGAAUUCAGUGAAGUGUUUGAAAUUGAUCCCAACGAAGUUGAUUUAAAAUCGAGGAAAAAACUACGAAUACAGUACGAACAAGGAAAAUUCGACAUGGAACAUUACUUAGCAGAUUUCAUCGACAAUGAAGAAAUUUUGGGUUUAAUAAAGGAGAAAUCACCUUGGGAAGGUUUAAACGAUGACAUCACUUUCACUAACAAAGAAUUGGAUUUUUUGAAAGAUUUACCAAACAUUGAAUACAAAUUGUCUGAUACUCAAAUUAAAUACGUCUUCAACGGAUUGAUAGAUAUUUUGUUUAGUUAUUGUUAUGACGCUCGAACUACUUCUUUCGAACCAACAUCAGAAUCAGGUUGGACCAUCGCUAAAUUAGCAGCAACAUUUUGUUGGUUAGAUGUAUUCGAAUCUCCCAAAGAAGUUUUAAUUUCGGCGUUUAGAAGAAGUGUUACUUAUCCUUUAUACAGAAAUUACGAUUUGUGCUUAGCAAUUUUAAAAGACUUAAAAGACAUACUAAAAUUAAACGAGAAAUAUGUAAUAAAAUGCCUUAUUCAAAUAUAUUAUAUAUUCCUCGGAGGAGAUUGUUGCAGAUAUAUUUUAAACAAUUUAUUUAUUAAGGAUUAUAUUAUAUACAUUAUGAAUUGGGACAAGAUUAAAUGGAGAGAAUUUGUGAAAGAUGUAGAUGGAAUAAGUAUUGAAAAAGAGGAACUAGGACUUAAUUUGAGCGAAAUAGAACAGAAUUACUCAUUGGAGAGUAAAAUGGAAAAUUUGACAAUAUCUCUGGCAGAAAGUGGGGAAAGUGACGAUUCUUCUUCGGAAUCAAGUGAGGAUAUAGACAGCUCUUCCAGCGAUAGUGAAUCAAGUACCGAAACUGAAGAUAAUUAA
Messenger RNA from Phyllotreta striolata, 1305 nucleotides. The record is from the annotation of a GenBank genome assembly. NCBI's taxonomy places the organism in Eukaryota, Metazoa, Arthropoda, Insecta, Coleoptera, Chrysomelidae.